GAAUUUCCCAAAAAUCGAGGCUUUAAAAUGAACACUGGACUAAAACACUGGAAAGAGGCGGCAACUCUCAUUUUGGUCGCGGGUAACAGGCUCGGCGCGGAGAGUUUUUCGGUGUGCUCCCAGCCGGUCAAAAACGAAGGACGACCCCAUUUCCCUCAACGGUUUGACUACAGUGUUUUACUCCUGAAGCGGAGCAGUAAAAGCGGGUUCAUGCCAAACGCUUAUGUGUUCCCUGGGGGUAUGGUGGACUCCUCUGACUUUUCCAGCGAGUGGUUGGAUGUUUUCAAAGCUUUUACCAAUUCUCCGAAUUUUGGAUUAAGGAGUGUCACGCAACCACCGGAGACCAGACCGCCGAUAUUUGCUACUGACAGGCUCAAAUUGGGUUCACCAAUCCCGGGAGAGGUCGCGUUCCGGAUAUGUGCCUUGAGGGAGACAUUCGAGGAGUCAGGCGUACUGCUUUUUGUGUCCAAAAAGGAUGAAUUGAGUCUGUUAAGGAGCCUUAAUGACGGGCGCGCCGCUGAUGAAGUCAAGCAUUACAGAGUAAACGAGCAGUGCGGCGGUGAACUCAGCAGAUGGAGGACUCUGGUCAACCAAAACCCGUCCAACUUCGUCAGGAUGUGUAGGGAGCUGGACCUGGUGCCCAACAUCUGGGCCCUCCACGAGUGGUCCAACUGGCUGACCCCCACGGGACGAUACGGCGCCAAGAGGUUUGACACGGUCUUCUUCAUGUGCUGCCUGGAAGGCAGACCAAACGCCUACCAAGAUCAGAAGGAGAUUCAACACUUAGAGUGGUCGACGCCCUCAGACAUCCUGCAGAAGUUCCAGGCUCGCGAUUUGUGGCUCGCCCCACCGCAGUACUACGAGUUGAGUCGCAUGUGCCGCUCAACCUCGCUAAGCGACCUCCACGCGUUCGCCAGACGGCGCGGCACUAACGGCUGCGAGCAAUGGCUUCCUAUCAUCUUCUUGCAGGACGACAGCUAUGUAUCAGUGCUGCCAGGAGACCAGCAGUACCCAUUAAACAGUUCAGAAACGACAAAUGUCGAAACAAACAUGGCACCUCGAGAAGGUUCAGAAUUGGCACUACACCGCUUCCUGAUCUCAGACCCUUACCGUCCACGGCUGCAAGUCAACAUCACACCCAAGUACAACCACAUGUUGCCCCUCAUUGGACCGUUGGACUCCACAACGCCUGCGUGAACACAGUAGGAAAAAAUGAUGAACGACAACAUCAAGGAAAACUCACAAGAAUUACGAAUUACUAAACAUUUAAGAUUUCUCUGAAUUGGCAGUUUUGAUGUGAAUUCCAUUUUUGUCUCGAUUUCAUCAAAUCAUAUAAAUCAACAGAAUCAUCUUCUUACACACAAACAUUUAAACAAAUAUUAAUUACGUAAAAUACAGUCUUCAGAAGAGAGACAAGACAGUAAUCGGAACCAGGAUAUUAAAGAUCUGUGAAGAAAAAUAUGACUGCUGGCCAGUCCAAUGUAACAUCGAUGGUCAUUGGUCACAUUGAUUGUAAUAACAGACAAAUAUUAAAUAUUUUAUUACAAUAUGAGUGCACUUGUAAGAUUACACUGAUGUUUCUAGAUUUUCUGCGAUCAUGAUUUUUGAGACCAAUGAGCAAGUUGAUCUGAAUACAAAAUGGAGCAACGUGUCUAUUUAAAUGACUCGUUAAUUUGCUGUGUACACUUUGGUGCUUAAUUGUC
Messenger RNA from Syngnathoides biaculeatus (alligator pipefish), 1703 nucleotides. RefSeq names its product nudix (nucleoside diphosphate linked moiety X)-type motif 19 (gene nudt19). The transcript is spliced from 3 exons. Bases 28 to 1197 code for a protein of 389 amino acids. Gene Ontology annotation, cellular component: mitochondrion. NCBI's taxonomy places the organism in Eukaryota, Metazoa, Chordata, Actinopteri, Syngnathiformes, Syngnathidae. Gene Ontology annotation, molecular function: hydrolase activity, acting on acid anhydrides, in phosphorus-containing anhydrides. The record is from RefSeq and is a predicted model, not a curated record.